AUGCCUGUUCUUAACGUUAGCGAACUCAACAUAGUCCUUGGCGUCCUUGGGGCCUUCACAGUUCUCUAUGGCAUCAUAUCUGUCAAGAUAAAGCAAGCUUGGUACUUGGGCGAAGCUCUGCCUGCUGUUAUCUUCGGAAUCGCUCUUGGACCUUUAUCUGCGAAAUUCAUUGAGAGUGAGAAAUGGGGGUUUGCCACCCCAGGUCAGACAAAUGCCAUCACACUGGGCACCAUGCGUGUUAUGAUCGGCGUUCAACUGGUCAUCGCAGGAUACCAACUUCCGGCCAAAUACAAUUACACGCGAUGGAAGGAAAUGACCCUAUGCCUUCUACCGAUCAUGACUAUAAUGUGGCUAUGCACAACGGCUUGCAUUAUGGUCACUAUACCCAAAGUCACCUUCUUGGCGGCCCUCGUUAUCGGGUCUUGCGUAACAUGCACCGACCCUAUCCUCUCCCAAGCCAUAGCCAAGGGCCCCUUUGCCGAUAAAUACGUCCCACGACCGCUACGCGACCUCAUUUCCUCCGAGGCUGGCGCCAACGACGGCUUUGGCUUCCCUUUUUUGAUGCUCGCCACUUAUCUAAUCCGGCAUGCAGACAUCCAAGGAGUCAAUAAGCACAGUAGAGACAGCCUGGAGACUGACGAGUUUCCCCAUGCCAUGAUGCCACGAUCUGAGGACGUCGGUCGUCUGGGAGGAGGUGUUGGGGAAGCCAUGAAAAACUGGGUCGUCGAGACAUGGCUCUAUAUGAUCCUCCUGUCGGUUGCGUAUGGGGCUCUGAUAGGCUAUGGGUCUUGCAAAGGAAUCCGCUUUGCGCUCAGAAGGAAAUGGGUUGACAAUGAAUCCUAUCUGCUCUUUCCGACUGCCUUGGCACUAUUCAUCGUUGGCACUUGCGGUGCUAUAGGCACUGAUGACCUGUUGGCCUGCUUCGUUGCUGGUAGCGCGCUGAACUGGGAUGGUCAUUACCUGCGGGAGACUGAGGUCCGCCACGAUGAGGUCAACUCCUGCGUUGAUGUCUUACUCAACUUUGGCGGUUUUAUGUACAUUGGGACUAUCUUGCCAUGGUCGGACUUCGACGACCCUACCGGUACCGGCAUCACCUGGAGCCGCCUUUUUGCGUUGGGAUUUCUUGUUCUCAUCUUCCGCCGACUGCCUGCCAUCUUUGCCUUCUAUAAACUCAUGCCGGCAACUUGCUCCAACUGGAAAGACGCCCUUUUCAUGGGUUAUUUUGGCCCUAUUGGCGCCGGAGCUGUCUUUUAUGUCGAGCAUGCCCGCCAUCUCUUUCCCAGUGAUGGAGAUGGCGAUAAAGAAGAAACUGACCUUGUUAGAGCCAUGACGCCGACCGUCUACUGGCUUGUCUUCUUCUCUAUUGUCGCUCACGGACUGUCAAUCCCUGCCCUAAAUAUCUUCUACCACUAUAUCCGAAAGGCGCCUGUAAAGAGAGACGAUGUCGAGUUUCGGUGCAUAUCUCUUGAUGCACUACCAACCAACUCUGUGGGAGCUAAUCAGGAUGCCUUAUCGACGGACUGUCUUCAUCAACCAGUCAACCCUGGCAUCAAUCGGCCAGUUUUGGGAUGCCCAUCCUCUCCUGUUUCUAUGGAAUUCUCUGACGACAACGACAGCCUUAAUAAGUGUCGACAGAUCAAGACAAACAAUGGAAAUUCGGCGUGGGUAUAA
Molecule: messenger RNA, 1671 nt
Organism: Fusarium falciforme
Lineage: Eukaryota; Fungi; Ascomycota; Sordariomycetes; Hypocreales; Nectriaceae
Product: Na-H-Exchanger domain-containing protein
Exons: 5
Coding region: 1-1671 (556 amino acids)
Biological process (GO): regulation of membrane potential; proton export across plasma membrane; sodium ion export across plasma membrane
Cellular component (GO): plasma membrane
Molecular function (GO): sodium:proton antiporter activity
Source: RefSeq, a predicted model, not a curated record